ACAAAGAGACAGGAGGUUAAUCAUUGAACUGAUCACAGUGGAUGGAUUUAUUUCUGGACUCAAUUUCCCAGGAACUCCACUAUCCCACCCUGGGGGAAAUGCCUCAGCUGAAGUUUCUCUAGCUCCAGCUUCGUGAGUAAAGACCUGUCUCUUUGGAGUUAAUCACAGCAGCUCUGUGACUACUGAGUCAUCCAUCUGCUUCAAGAAAAUGUUUGCUGUCCACUUGCUAGCUUUCCAUUUCACAAAGCUAAAAGAGGAUCAAAUAAAAAAGGUUGACAGGUACCUGUAUCACAUGCGUCUCUCUGAUGAUAUCUUGCUGGACGUGAUGUCUCGCUUCCAGGCUGAGAUGGUGAAGGGCCUGGGGAGAGACACGAACCCUACAGCAACAGUAAAAAUGCUGCCAUCAUUUGUGCGCUCACUUCCAGAUGGCUCAGAGAAGGGUGACUUCCUUGCUGUUGAUGUGGGUGGCUCCCUGUUUCGUGCCCACCAGGUGAAGGUGUUUGAUGAUGGAAAGCAGAGCAGCCAGCUGGAGAACAAGUUUUACCCCACACCCAAGGAGAUCACACAGGGUAAUGGAGCUGAGCUCUUUGAUUACAUUGCUGACUGUCUGUUAGACUUCAUGGAGACCAAAAACCUGAAGCAUAAGAAGUUACCUCUUGGUUUUACAUUUUCUUUUCCAUGCAAACAGACCAAAUUGGAAGAGGGGGUUCUUCUUGCCUGGACGAAACACUUCAAGGUCAGAGGAGUUCAGGACACAGAUGUGGUCAGCUCUCUGCGCAAGGCCCUCCAGAAGCAUAAGGACAUAGACGUUGAUGUUUUGGCACUAGUCAAUGACACUGUGGGAACCAUGAUGACUUGUGGAUAUGAUGACCAGCACUGUGAAGUUGGACUCAUAAUUGGAACUGGCACUAAUGCAUGCUACAUGGAGGAAAUGAGGCACAUCGAUCUGGUGGAAGGUGAUGAAGGGAGAAUGUGCAUUAACACAGAGUGGGGUGCCUUUGGAGAUGAUGGUGCUUUGGAUGACCUCCGCACAGAGUUUGAUCGGGAGCUUGAUCUGGGAUCUCUCAAUCCUGGCAAACAAUUGUUUGAGAAGAUGAUCAGCAGCCUGUAUUUGGGGGAGCUUGUAAGACUCAUUCUCCUAAAGAUGACAAAAGAGGGUCUGCUUUUCAAUGGGAAGGUGUCAACGGCUCUACUUACUAAGGGCAAGAUUGAAAUGAAGCAUGUGUCUGCAAUGGAAAAAUAUAAAGAAGGACUGAACAACACAAAAGAGAUCCUUACAGAGCUGAACCUGUUUCCCUCUGAAGAGGACUGCAUUGCUGUUCAGCAUGUCUGCACCAUUGUUUCCUUCCGAUCCGCCAACCUCUGUGCUGCCGCCCUGGCAGCCAUAUUGACACGACUAAGGGAGAAUAAAAAAGUGUUGAGGAUGCGAACCACUGUUGGGAUUGAUGGGGGACUCUAUAAAACCCACCCCCAAUAUGCCAAACGUCUGCACAAAGUGGUGAGAAGGCUGGUCCCAAACUGCGAUGUUCGGUUCCUCCUCUCUGUGAGUGGCAGUGGGAAGGGGGCUGCCUUGGUCACAGCAGUGGCUUACAGGCUGGCUGCUCAGCGUAAGCGGAUUGAUGCUGCACUUGCACCAUUUCUGCUGUCCCUGGAGACCCUCAGAGAAGUUAAGAACAAAAUGAGGACUGAGCUGGAAUAUGGGCUAAAGCGAGAGACGCAAGCCAGUGCCACAGUGAAGAUGUUACCCACAUAUGUCUGUGGGACACCAGAUGGAACAGAGAAAGGAAAGUUCCUUGCCCUUGAUCUUGGUGGGACAAAUUUCAGAGUUCUGCUGGUCAAAAUUAGAAGUGGAAGAAGAAGAUCAGUGCAAAUGUAUAACAAAAUCUUUGCCAUUCCUUUGGAGAUCAUGCAAGGGACAGGAGAAGAGCUCUUUGACCAUAUUGUCCAGUGCAUAGCAGACUUUCUGGAGUAUAUGGGGAUUAAAGGUGCUCGUCUGCCUCUGGGCUUCACCUUCUCCUUCCCGUGCAGGCAAGCCAGCAUUGACAAGGGAACACUUGUGGGAUGGACAAAAGGUUUCAAGGCAACAGACUGUGAGGGAGAAGAUGUUGUUGAUAUGCUGAGAGAGGCCAUCAGGAGAAGAAAUGAGUUUGAUUUGGACAUUGUAGCAGUGGUGAAUGACACUGUUGGGACAAUGAUGACGUGUGGAUAUGAGGAUCCAAACUGUGAGAUUGGCCUUAUUGCAGGAACAGGCAGUAAUGUGUGCUACAUGGAGGACAUGAAAAACAUAGAAAUAGUGGAAGGGAAUGAAGGAAAAAUGUGCAUUAAUACAGAAUGGGGAGCAUUUGGUGACAACGGCUGCAUUGACAACAUCAGAACAAAAUAUGAUAAAGAAGUAGAUGAAGGCUCGCUAAACCCAGGGAAACAGAGGUAUGAAAAAAUGACCAGUGGAAUGUACCUAGGUGAAAUAGUAAGGCAAAUUUUGAUCGACUUAACCAAACAAGGACUGCUGUUCAGAGGACAGAUUUCGGAAUCACUCAGGAAAAGAGGCAUAUUUGAAACAAAAUUCCUGUCUCAGAUUGAGAGUGACCGGCUCGCCCUCCUCCAAGUCCGGCGAAUUCUGCAGCAGUUGGGCCUGGACAGCACAUGUGAAGACAGCAUCAUUGUGAAAGAGGUGUGUGGAGCUGUUUCAAAAAGAGCUGCCCAGCUCUGUGGGGCAGGACUGGCUGCUAUUGUAGAGAAGAAGAGAGAAAACCGAGGUGUGGAGCGCUUGCAAAUCACCGUUGGAGUGGAUGGGACUUUGUACAAGCUCCAUCCCCAUUUUUCUAGGGUCCUGCAGGAAACAGUGAAGCAAUUGGCACCUCAGUGUGAUGUGACUUUCAUGCUUUCUGAAGAUGGAAGUGGGAAGGGAGCUGCCCUCAUUACUGCAGUAGCAAAAAGAUUGCAUAAUGUUGGACAGAAGUGAAAAUGAGAGGUCAAGUAAUUUCAGCACUGCCAGGCACGUGCUCUAGAGAUUUGCUGAGCGCAAAGAUAGCUUUGCCAGACACCAGUACACAGGUACCUGUUUUCAGGGAGCAGCUAGUUUUGGCCAACCACUGUUGUGGAUUUUUGUCCUUUCAUAAGUUGGAUCAGAUGUUUCUGCUCCCCACUGGCAUUAUGUCUUGGCAUACCACAGUCUACUCAGUUCUGCACUUUCUGCAAUGCAUCUAUAAUGCACAUGGGAGAGUGAAAACAAAGCAAAACAAUCAACCCCAAAUGUGUCCUUUUACAAUGGCUAAUUAAGCUA
This is a messenger RNA of Neopsephotus bourkii (Bourke's parrot), 3283 nucleotides long. Its product is annotated as hexokinase HKDC1-like. The record is from RefSeq and is a predicted model, not a curated record. NCBI's taxonomy places the organism in Eukaryota, Metazoa, Chordata, Aves, Psittaciformes, Psittacidae. The transcript is spliced from 18 exons. Bases 209 to 2962 code for a protein of 917 amino acids. Gene Ontology annotation, molecular function: ATP binding; D-glucose binding; mannokinase activity. Gene Ontology annotation, biological process: intracellular glucose homeostasis; glycolytic process; glucose 6-phosphate metabolic process. Gene Ontology annotation, cellular component: mitochondrion; cytosol.